Messenger RNA from Sceloporus undulatus (fence lizard), 933 nucleotides. RefSeq names its product protein mono-ADP-ribosyltransferase PARP4-like. Gene Ontology annotation, molecular function: NAD+ poly-ADP-ribosyltransferase activity. The record is from RefSeq and is a predicted model, not a curated record. Lineage: Eukaryota; Metazoa; Chordata; Lepidosauria; Squamata; Phrynosomatidae. The transcript is spliced from 8 exons. Bases 97 to 933 code for a protein of 278 amino acids.
CAAAGCAAAGCAGAGCAGCCUCCAGCAGCCUCGCCUUCAGUCCAAGAAUCAGGAAGUGCCUCCAACAAGAAGAGCUGCAGUAAGACUGCCGUCAGGAUGACAGUUGCAAUUUUUGCAAACUGUGCCUUCUUCCUGAGAGUGAAAAAACUCACCAUUCAGGGAAAGAACAGACUGAAGAACUGCAUUCGAGAAAACGAUGGGCAAGUCAAAUUUGUGUUAAACCAGGAGUGCACUCAUGUUGUCACUGAUGAUGCCGAUGCACUCAGCUCAACCCAUUUGAAGGCCAUCCAGAAGUAUCAGUUGCCUGUUGUCGAUCCUGAUUUCAUAUGGAACUCAGUCAAGGAAAGAAGCCUUUUACAGACUGAUAACUAUCAGCCACAAAAGAUACUGAUGCAUAAUACUGGUGUGAAGCAGAGCUUAGAUCAUGGAGACAACUAUCAGGAGAGAAAGGAUGCUACUGUGAAGAAUGGCAAGAAUGAGUCCUGUGACAGUGAUAGCAUGGAUGGACUAAGAUGCUUUUCAAAUAAUGAUGAAAAUAUUCCUUAUUUUUCUGAAGAUUUUGAGAUUGCAAAAUAUGACAUCCUUGAAAAGGUCACAGCACAUGGCGAAUAUGUCAUCAUUGAACUUCAGUGCUUUCAACAACAAUGUGAUUACCCCUUCCGCAUAUAUAUACACUACAGUGUUCGGGAUGGGAAGCAGCUCCAAACACAAAGUAUGCCAGCGAAAACAUCUGAAAAAGCUAGAAGAAUCUAUGUGCUUUGCAUUGAAGAUCUGAAGAAGGAGGGUUUUCAGUUAAGGAAAGACUUUCCAAGUGAAGCAGAAUACUUGGCUUCAGGAAAAUUACAAGAGUCUAAAGACCUCAAAUGUGAUGCUUCCUCCUGUGGUUCAGAUAAUUCAUGGCCAAUGAAGCUAAAAUGGUGGUUGCUGUGCUAG